Messenger RNA from Macrobrachium nipponense, 6608 nucleotides. Its product is annotated as transmembrane emp24 domain-containing protein 1-like. The coding region runs from base 50 to 763 and encodes 237 amino acids. Lineage: Eukaryota; Metazoa; Arthropoda; Malacostraca; Decapoda; Palaemonidae. The record is from RefSeq and is a predicted model, not a curated record. The transcript is spliced from 5 exons. Gene Ontology annotation, cellular component: COPII-coated ER to Golgi transport vesicle; endoplasmic reticulum; Golgi apparatus. Gene Ontology annotation, biological process: endoplasmic reticulum to Golgi vesicle-mediated transport; intracellular protein transport; Golgi organization.
GUUUGCGGUACAGUCGGUUCUUAAACCUUGCUUUAGACAGUUGUAAACAAUGGCCAGUCAUCAUACCCUCGUCUCUCUAGUCCUGUUUUCCGUGUGUUUUAGCCCCUUUCUCUGCCGAGAUAUCGACAGGGAAAUGACAGUGGAAGUGAAGGCUGGCACGGAAGAGUGUUUCUACGAGUUUGUUAAAGGGGGAGAGACCCUGGAGGUCGAAUAUCAGGUCAUAGAUGGUGGCCAAGGUGAGCUAGAUAUCAAUUUCUAUGUUGCAUCCCCGCAUGGUGCCAUUCUUCUCCAGGAUCUUAGGAAACCUGAAGCAACUCACAGAACUCUGAUGUCUGAGGAAGGUGAUUACAAGAUUUGCUGGGACAACACUUUCUCACAUUUCAAUUCUAAGACCGUAUUUUUCGGUGUUAUGAUUGAAAAUGAUGAUGAAGACGAUGAUCUUUGGGACGAUGGACUUGAAGCAAGUGUUACUGCAGAGGAGAUAUAUGAGAUGAAGAUUGAAGAUAUCAAAGAUGCCAUGGACAGAAUUCGGGGACAUCUUACAAAGUCUCGCAUCAUGCAAGAUCAGUUGAGGGCAUACGAGGCACGAGACCGAAAUAUUGCUGAAAACAACUACACCAAAGUCAACUCUUGGUCUAUGAUUAACAUUUCUGUUAUGAUUGUUACUGGUUUUAUUCAGGUUGUUUUGUUAAGGAGCCUUUUUGAUGAAAAAUCGCGCUUGCAUGGCAUGUGGAAAAAGGGUUCAUCAUCAACAUUAUCGUAGGAGUGAAAGCUAAUGAAUAAUUUUUCAUCAUUUAUACACUUUGUAAUACUUUUAGGCUCAUGUCAUUUGACUGUAUAUCAUUUACAUGUAUGUGUGUAGUAACUAUAGUAAGAAACUAAGUUUCAGUUAGUUUAUUAUUAUAUUACAUAUGUAUGUGUGUUCAUGUGGAUUAAAGAUAACGUUUCAGAAUAUAGCCUUUAGGAAACUGCUGGCUGACAUCACAUGUGAAUAAUAUCAAAACAUACUCACCAUGUUAGAACACUCAACUUUGUUACCUCAUGGCUUUUUCUUUCUUGAACUAAUAUAUUUUAUAUAUAAAUUACAUUAUUAAUUUAUUUGGUCAGUGAUAGGGAAGUUAUGUUCCAGGAAAAUCGAUAUUUUUAAGAAAUAAUAAUAGAAUUUAGGUGUUACUUUUUUUUUCUUUGUUAUCUUCUUUUUCAUGGCUUUUCAUCAAGAGCAAUGAUAGCAGAUCAGUAGUCAUUUUCCUUUCAGUCUGCUUCAAAUCCAUUGUUUGUUUUAUUUUUGAAUUAUGAAGUGAAGUAUUUGUUCUUCAUUUUCUGACAAAAGAAGAGUAGUAUUGGUUAUGACAAUCUGUAACUGCUUUAGUAUAAGUAGAGGUAAAUUUAUUUUGGUAUUCAGGAGGCAGGACUUGUAACUAGCAUGUGGAGAGGAGUAUGAAAAUGUGCCAAAAGCUUUUACUAAGAUUUUGGGAUUUCCCCUCCAUGUAGUGUUGAUAUUACUGUUUGUUUUCUGAUUGUUGGCCGUUGUAGCUUGGACAACAUGAGCUAUCUUUUUUCUGGUCCAUUUGAUGAACUAUAAAAGACUCCUUAGCUUACACAUAAGCAAUUCUUAAGGGUCAGUGGCUUGACUGAAAUACAGUAGCCAGAAGUCCUUGGUGUCAUAGUUGACUCAGGGUUGGAAAUUGAUGUCACCCUUGGUGUCAAUUUGCACUUUUUCCAGAUGAUAUGCACUGUUUGAAUUUGUUGAUUUGUGUUUUUGUGAAAUAAGAGGUUUUCUUUUAUAUUUUGUUCUCCAUUUUACUUCACAGUAGAAUCUUUCAGAAGGCCUAUCCUGGCACCAGACACUACAAUAAACUCUCUUCAAGCAAUAAAUAAGAAAGUUAGAGAUAAAAAGGUAAAAUAUUUGUGUAUAUUUACAUUUUUACAUUUAACUAAACUUAUAAUGUAAACAAUAUACAGUGCAGUAUAAGGAAUUUUUUUUAAAUAAGAUACUUGUGUACGGGGCAAUCACGAAGGAUGCACAAAUUGCAGUUGUCUGUAAUAUACACAGAUUUACAGACAACAUAAAGGAUUAUGUUAAUACUGGUAGUUACCCCAACAGUAUGCCUCACAAGAUGCACUUUUGGCCUUCAACUGCAUCGCUGUGUGCCUCUUGCGCUUUAUUCGUUGUUUUGGGUCUCUUCUUGCUGACUUGUGUCUCCUUUUUUACCUUUGUCAUGUUUCAUGGUCACCUAUCAUUUAAAAACAAUUCCUUCAGGGCUUUUAGAGCUCAAAAGUGACUUAUUGGUAUGGUUAAAAAACAGCACAAUAACUAUGCACAAAGUUAAUAGCAAGGCGAGAUGCCUAAGAUGAGUUACAUCAAAGGACUGAUGGAAGAAAUAAGUAGUGUCAAGUACCUCCUACAUCCCUCGCCUACAUACUGCUAGGUAGUAUGCAUGCCCUGUGAAAUAGCACCGAAACCUGAUUUUUCCCAUAAACUUCAAUUAAUGGAUGCAUCAUACUGUGACCCCUAUUUGCUCAAUGACUGACACUUUUGUUUAAUUACCACAAUUUGGAAAUGAGAGGAAUUUUAUUGUGAGAUUCUACUGUACUCAUAUUUUGUUUGUAGACAGUUAUGAAAAUUCAAAUUAGGAAUUGUAGCUUUUAAGUGUAGGUUUGUUAUAAAAUUUUAGCGUGUUUCUUUUUAUCCGUUGUACUAUUGAGUCAGUAGUCACAUGCAAAUAUUGAUGAAUUUGGAGGAAAUGCAAAAAAACAUUUAACCAUAAUCUUUCAAGACCAGAUUAUAUCGUUGUAAUCCCAAGGUUCGUGUAAUGCACUCAAGUCAUGAGCUACACAAAAUGUUAAGUGUUGUUACAGAAAGUUUGAAAAAGCUGAUGGCUUUACAAAAUUUGAUGUCAUUACAGAAACCUUAAAAAGGUCUAUAAGGAAUUUUUAUUAUGUAUUUGGGAAGCUGUAAGGUAUGUAAACUUGUGAAAAUAUAGCAAAGUUUUUAACAGAUUGAGAUCAUUUACAAAAGAAUUUUAAAAAUUCUUAAUUUAAGAAGUUACAGGCUGUGCAGGGGAAUGGCUCUCCAUGAAGCUGUUAAGCUACCAUCAGAUUAGUCUCUGUUGUGGUUUGAUUCAUGGCUUAAAUAUUGCUCUGUAGUACAGUAUCUUGCUUUAUCAAAUAUACUAGUGUUUUAUGUAGAUAAUGCAAAGCAAUAACAUGAACUUGUACCAUAAUCUUAAGUAUUUAUACAAUGGUUAACUUGACCAGUGAAACACUGGAGACUUCAAAAGUUGGUGGAUGUUUGCUGAUUGGUACCAUUUAUUGCCAAAUGUUUUUCAAUCAAGAUGUUUUCUGGCUGUUUUUGCUAAUGUUGGAAUAAUGUUCUAAUUUAUAAGUUUUGUUAACACUCAUUCUCUUGUGUGGUCACGCUUCAUCACUUUAUUUCCAGAACUGUACAAGUAAAUGGCUUGUCAUAUUGCUAUCUAUAAUUAUACUUUUUCAUUUUACAAAUGGUUAAAGAUGCAACAGUGACAGUAAGUCGUGUAAAAUAGACAUAAUUCAAAAUUUAUUUGUUACCAGUAAGUCAAAUGUCUAAACUCCCUUGGAGCUGUCCCAGUGUAUUUUUUUUACAUGAGCCAGAAAUCAGAGCAGGAAAAAGGUUGAAGUUGAGUAACCCCCACUUUAAAUCUAUGGAAAUAAUUAAAAGAUAGAAAGCAAUACCAGUGAGAUACAACAAUGUCUCAAGCAUUGCCUAAAGUGCAUCUUGGUAGUAUGCAUAAUGUGCAUUAUCCAAGGUAUGGCAGCAUUGGAGAUAUCCUAGCCAAAUUUGGGCAGAAGGAGCACGAGAAAAAAAUUAUUGACUCGACACACAACAACCUUUUUGAUGUGGACCCUAUAGGAAGAAUUAUGGUAAAUCAACUAUAUUCUGAAGCCUUAUUGGCUUUAAAAUCAAAGUUUCCAUAUGCCAUACAGAAACAAGGAGUGGAUCAUUGAAGGUCUCACUGGUUAUAGGGAUGGCCUCUUGUAGAUAUUAAUUAAACAAUAAUAUUAAGCCUCAUGCUCUUAUUACUGCUAGAUUGGGGAAAAGACAUAAGUGUUGCAGUUUUACCAAGGAUUUGAAAAUGUCUUCCAGGUGAACUUGAAGAAUUUUUUUGAAGAAAUACUCAUUGGUCUGCUUGUUACCGCAAUGUUACUGAUUGAACUGUGGAAGAAUGCCCAUUACCAUAAACACCUAUCCCAUAUGGAAAUUUUUUUUUUUUUUUAUAUGCCUGCAGUCCAGAUGCCAUCAGAUAGGCCAUGCCUUCAAGAUCCUUCAGUCUGCUAAAGAAUGUAGGGAUCACAGGCUAGCAAAACGGCUUGAUGGUCCUCUUGUCUGUUAUAAUUUCCCACGGGAGCCAUCAGUGCUGAUAGUCUUGCUUGAGUUUAGGAUUGGUUUAAGCCAAAUGAAGCAACUAAUGGUUUAACCCUGUCCCUGAAGUUUCUGCCUUCAGAUAGAAAGGAAGUAAGGAGUAUGCUUUUAAAAUAGGACUUAUAAAAAAGUUAGUGUUGGUACAGAAAAUCUGCUCCUGAAAAAAAAAAAUAAAGAUGAGCAGCUGCUUCUCUAGAAACCCUUUUAUUUAUUUUAGUUGUGACAAUGAAACAUAAAAUCCCCCUGAGAUUGUGAAUACCUACUGUUAAAUUAUCUUUAUCAUUAUUAUUAUGUUGAGACACCGUGAAUUUUUUUAAAGCCUGCUGAAUUAUUUAUCGCUAUAAGCUCAUUCUUUAAGCUUUCCGAUGUACUUCAGGAAACAAUACCGUAAAAGUAAGUGGGUGAACAUAAGGUGACAAAUUACAUAUAUAAUAGAAUAAAAAAAAAAAGAUAUUCCUUGCAUAUAUGUAUGUACAGUAGUGCACAUUUUUCUGUUUCUCACUGUAUGACCUUGCUUUAUACUUUAUAUACUUGUGUUCACUACUGUAGGGUAAUUGCCAAAACACUUGUCAAAACAUUUCCAAACAUUAAUCCUCUUAGUAAACUAGGUGAACACUUGACUGAAAUUUACUUGAGCAAUUUUAUUCAGAAUAUUUUUUCCUAUUUCAUAGUAAAAUGAAACAUUUCUGGAGGAUAGGAAUGCAAGUAUUAUUACUAUAUUUAGACGUCAAAGAUCUGAUAGAUAAUGCAAAAUGUCAUUCUCUUGGCCCGUUGGCAAAAAUAUAUUGGCAUUACCGUUAUCUUGGUGUUGGCGUCCCACCUCGGUGGUCACGGGUUCAAUUCUCGGCCAUUCCAUUGAGGAGUGAGAGAUGUGUAUUUAUGGUGAUAGAAGUUCACUCUCGACGUGGUUCGGAAGUCACGUAAAGCUGUUGGUCCCGUUGCUGAAUAACCACUGGUUCCAUUUAAUGUAAAAGCACCGUACAAACAAUUUAUCUUGGUAAACUUGUCUUUUUGACUCAAUUACGUUUAUGCCUGCUUUAUUUUUGUAGUCUAAUAACAAAAAAACUUUCAUGAAUUAUGAGGUAGUAUACAUUUUAUCACAUAAUCUGACAUGAAACGUUGAAAAUCUGUGUAUAGUAUAUUAAUACAGCAAGACCGCCAAAAUUUCUCCGUACAUUCAGUGUGAUAACCAAACAAAACUAACAACAAUCAUGGCUCUUACUCUACCAGCAUGGCCUUGACUGUUGUAUUUUGGAACUAAGGGAUCAGGACCAGUUGUUUCUGUGUGUGUGUGUGUAUGCAGAAAGGAAGUUGGAAGUCUCUCAGCCUCCUUAGGAAUAACUGUAGACAGGUUCUGGAAAUAUACAACUCCGAAAUGAGAGCUUCAAGUCUUUUAGGAAUCUAAAAAUUUGCAUGGUGAGGCUGAUUACUGGUUAGCAAUAAAAUAUCGUGUUAAUAAUUGUAUGACUUAAAUUCAGCCAACAGUGAUACGUAGUAAACGGUUUUGUUCAAGUAAAGUUUUUGUUGAAUUUCUGUCAGUUACAUAAGAUACACAUAUCCCCUUGUUUAAGAAGACAUUCUUUGAGGCAGCUCCAUGGGAGUCUUAAGGAAUAGCUAAUAUUUUCAUGCAAGGUGCUCACCAUUUCAGGAGAGUGCAAAGUAGCAUAUGACGGACUUCACGGAAGUAUUUGGAAAUAACAUAUUAUCUGCCUCAUAAAUAGAGAUAUACAUUGCUGAUUAUUUAUGAAUUAUUGUAAGUUGCUACUCAAUUAUGGAUUUAUGUUUGUGCAUAAGACAUGCUUAUGUGCAGUCUCACAGCUUUUCAAAAAUGGACUUGACUACAGCUAUGUCUGCAGUUCUUGUGAACAUACUAUAGAUGCUCAAUUACCUUGUGCCUGCACGAAUUCAUUUCCAGAGUAAUCAGUUAAGAGUGUUCAACAUUUAUUAGACUUAUAUUCAUGUUACUUAUGAAUUUCGUGCCGUAAACUUUACAGCUAUAUCUUAUUGGUUUGAUGAAAUAAUGUGUGUGUUUUGUUUUCACAACAGGGUAUUUCAGUUUUAUUUGUCAACUAUAUAGCAUCUUGUUGCUGCAUAAUAUUUGACUUCCAGAUGUUAGUGUCAUUCAUUGGUGUAAGAUUCAAAGACCUUUUGGAGUACUACUGUAAUAAAAUGAACUGAAGUCUUUUGAAGUAAAAGUUCGUGAAUUGUA